Molecule: messenger RNA, 1698 nt
Organism: Melozone crissalis (California towhee)
Lineage: Eukaryota; Metazoa; Chordata; Aves; Passeriformes; Passerellidae
Product: protein spire homolog 1-like
Exons: 15
Coding region: 1-1698 (565 amino acids)
Biological process (GO): actin nucleation; Golgi vesicle transport; intracellular transport
Cellular component (GO): cell cortex; cytoplasmic vesicle membrane
Molecular function (GO): actin binding
Source: RefSeq, a predicted model, not a curated record
AUGCCUGUACAGCUGUCUUUCUCCCCUGAUCCUUGUUUUUCCCUUUCAGAUUUUGGCAGCAUUCAGCAGUCAGAGGACAAGCUGUUGGAGUACUUGGGAGGGGUGAUCUAUGAAGCCCUGGACUGGGGAAUCGACAGCCAAAUGGAGCGAGAACUGAGUGAUCCUUUGGAGAAACUGCUGUGCCUCAUGUUGAAACUGGAUGACAGGCCAACAGAGCCACCAGUCACCCUGCAGGAUGUUAUCAAGGCCUGUGAGGAGCACUUCUCCACACCUUCUGAGGCUACCAGCUAUUAUGAAAUGACCUGUAAGAAUCUGUUUACUGACUAUAUGGAACUACAGAAGCUUGUGACCAUCAUCCAGACCUCCAAAGAAAGACUGAGAAAAAUGGAUGUGGAAGAUUGGGUGGAAAGUCCCAUUCAAAAGAAGAAAACCCAUGGUGCAUGCCUGUUACCCAGUGUGAUCUGUGAGCUGCAGGCUGGCGUGAGGCUGCGCAAGGCCGCGGAGCGACCACGGCGCUGUGUGUCUCCAAAGGAAUGUCAGCGCUCUCCCUACGAGCUGCUUUUGGAUGACAUUCAGCACAAGAGGUACACCCUGCGGAAGGUGACCAUCAAGCAAAAACACAGGACCCCCAAAGCUGAUGUAGCUUCUCUCAAGCCUCACCAAGAGCUGAUGUUGAAGGUGAAGCUGGAACAGUGUGUGCCACAGGAGCCCAGGUGGCAUGAACAGCUCAUGGCAGAACUAAAACAACCACCGAAGCCUUGGGCAGCAGCAGCAGAAGCACAGGAAAAGAGGAGCAGGUCCAAAGAAAUGCUUGUGGUAUCAAAUACUGCCUUGAACUCUCCAAGUGACAAUUUCUUACAUCCCCAAGAUGCCAGUACUGAGUUGGAAAUUGCCAACACUAAAAUGCAGCAGCUGGGAGCAGGAGCUGAGGAAACCACUCCCAAGCUGCCUGCCAGCACCUGCCUUUCCUCCACCAGGCCAUCAGGAGUAUCCAGGAGUAUCAGCACAGGUCUUGCUGCCAAUUGCACUCCUCCCAUGAGUGCACCCCUACCAGGAGACAUUAAGCCUAAGUGUUUCCUGAGCACUAGCCAAUGGCAGCUGCCUCCUUACAGAGGAAGGUCCAAAUCUUUAGAGAGAGGCCUUCAAAGCAAGGAGCUUGGCUGUCCCUUUCCUACCCAGUGGCCAUCACCAACCAUUGCUGAGCUGAUUGGAACCAGAUGUGCAAUGAUGGUGCUUGGAGAGCGAGGCCUCUUCCAAGGAGGUGGUGAUGGUGUCUUGCCAAGAGCAAAGAUCUGUUUCAGCUGCCAUAAGCAGAUGUUUCUUAAGUGGCCUUACAAAUGUUACCUCUGCAGCAGGGUUGUCUGCUGUGACUGCUGCAUUAAGAUGUCCAUGCCCUUCAGAACAUGUGUACAUCUCCCACUUCAUUUCCUAAAAUUUUUGAGACUGUCUGGAGAGGAGGAUCCAGCUACUCAGGAACAGAAGAGCUCCAAGUUGCUACAUGAAAUAGAGCAGCAGCAGUAUUUUGGUGUACCUGUUGUUUUGGAGCCUCGUGGCCUGGCACAGCCCCUGUGCUGUUACACAAGGACCAUGGCAAACUGGCUGACUGCAGACAUCUGUACAUGGUGUGAGCAAUACCUCUUGAAUGUGACUUCUAGUCAACAGCGCAGCAUCCCUCUCAGGAGAUUUUCCUGGGCUUGA